Messenger RNA from Aspergillus nidulans FGSC A4, 1323 nucleotides. RefSeq names its product NAD(P)/FAD-dependent oxidoreductase. The coding region runs from base 1 to 1323 and encodes 440 amino acids. The record is from RefSeq and is a predicted model, not a curated record. NCBI's taxonomy places the organism in Eukaryota, Fungi, Ascomycota, Eurotiomycetes, Eurotiales, Aspergillaceae. The transcript is spliced from 2 exons. Gene Ontology annotation, molecular function: flavin adenine dinucleotide binding; oxidoreductase activity; oxidoreductase activity, acting on the CH-NH group of donors, oxygen as acceptor.
AUGGAUGAAAGAACAAUCCUCAUAGUCGGCGCAGGCAUUUUCGGCGUCAGCACGGCUUACCAUCUCAGCCAGCGAGUUCCCGACCCCUCUCGUAUCAUCCUUUUGGACCGAGCUGCCCGGGACCCUCCGUCCAAUACGCUUGCAGCAUCCGCCGACAUCAACAAGAUCAUCCGCGCCGACUAUUCCAGUCCACUAUAUAUGGAAUUAGGCUUCGAGGCGAUUGAAGCUUGGCAGACGCUUCCGUUCUUCCAGUCUCAAAAUCCCGACGCAGAUCCAGAUGCAGGUGUUUACCACCAGUCCGGCUGGAUCGCUAUGGACGAGGAAGGGAGCAAUGUGGCGCACCGUAUCAGAGAGAAUUUCCUCGCUGGCAAGCAUGACAGCGUGAUUGUUGAUAUGGAGGAGGAUGAGGUUCGAAGGGCGUGGGGAGGUGUUCUGGAGAGGACGGAUUAUGCGCCAUUUGGAUCGUACUAUUUCAAUCGGUCUGCUGGGUGGGCUGAUGCGGGGAGGGCGCUAGAGCUUAUGCUGAGAAAGGCUUUGGAGCUGGGGAUCAGGUAUGAGACCGGAGAGGCGAGACAUCUUGUUUUGCUGGAGGGGGCAGGCGUCCUGGGAGUUGAAACCGAAGCUGGAAGUAUACUCCAGGCGGAUAAGGUUCUAUUGGCGACCGGGGCUUGGACGAGCAAGCUUAUGUCCUCACUUGAAGAUGCGCUGGGUAUUGAGCGUAAUGAUCGAGUCGAGAAUCAGAUCUCUGCUGCCGGCGUCUGCGUCGCUCAUUUCCAACUUUCUGAUGCGGAGAAAGAGGUGUAUUCGAAGCUGCCGGUGCUGGUCUAUGGCUGCCAAGGCGAGCUCAUUCCACCGACAUCCUCCGGAGUACUGAAAUUCACCAGCACUACCUCAUUCAAAAACACAGUUCGAACCGCGACUGGCCAUGAGAUCUCCGUUCCUGUAGAGGACCAGUCCUACGCCUCCAGAGGACUCCAAGAAGAUCUAAUAGCUGCCGUUCGUGCCCGUCUCCCCCAGCUCUUGGACAAUGACCGGAGACCAGAUUACUACCGGCUUUGCUGGGACGCGAUUUCCGCUAGCCAACACCCGCUGAUAACAGGACAUCCUGAUCCGCGGCUAGCAAACUUGUACUUCGCCGUUGGGGGGUCGUUUCAUUUCUACAAGUUUCUGCCAAUCAUUGGAAAGUAUGUGGUUAAUGUCCUGGAAGGCGUUGGAAAUGGACCAGCAAAGGAUACAGCGUGGUCAUGGAAGUCAGUAGAGGAGACUGGGUGUGGUGUCCAUGAGAGCCUGGUUCCUAGGAAGGAGCUCAGGGACUUUUUGUAG